GGAUAUUAUGUUCUCACUGGGCUGCCCGUUCUCUCCUCCUUCUUCUCCCCAGCAUUCCCAUUAUUUUUAUCCCGCUGUAUCACCUGGGCUGAGCAGAUCUGCUCCGUCUUGAGCGGCGGAUGUGAUCUUGGCCUGCAGUCGCUCGUUUGCUGUUUGUCUUUUUCCCUUGUAUAGGUUUAUUUGCCUUCUAUAUCAUUACCCACUAUGGACCUCCUGGACGGCAUUAUCGACACUGUGUCCGACGCACUCGAGGUGCUAUAUACAGCCGUCGCCGCCUUGACCCAGCAACAGACUAAUGGCCUUUCACUCUUGGGGACUCUGCUAGCCCCGAUCUUGCCCAUUUUCCUCACCAGCAACCCGCUACCGGACGGGUUUCCAUGGGGUACGCUGACGGACUGGGGCAACAAUCCGUAUCGGGACUACCCCAAGACCGGAGUAGUCCGACGCUACGACUUCACCGUGAGCCGCGGCGUCAUUGCGCCCGAUGGAUACCAGCGGGACGUCCUCCUUGUCAACGGCGCCUUUCCGGGGCCUCUCAUCGAGGCGAACUGGGGCGACACGAUCGUCGUGAACGUGCACAACAAUAUCAGCAACCCAGCAGAGGGUACCAGCAUCCACUGGCACGGCUUUCUUCAGCAUGACACUCCCUGGGAGGACGGUGCUCCGGGAAUCUCUCAGUGUCCCGUCCCGCCCGGCAAGAGCUACACAUACGAGUUCAUCGCCAGCCUGUACGGCACGACCUGGUAUCAUGCCCACUACUCGGCGCAAUAUGCUGGGGGGAUCGUCGGGCCCAUCGUCGUCCACGGACCCACAAAGGCGAAGUACGACAUCGAUCUCGGCCCGAUUCUGCUUAGUGAUUGGCACCACAGAGAGUACUUCGACAUCAUCAAGGAAAUGCUCGCCCCCAACGGCAGUCCCAGAGUGGUGUCGGACAACAACCUGAUCGACGGCAAGAUGCAUUUUGACUGCUCGACCGUUGCUUCCGGCGACAAGACGCCGUGCACCAACAAGGCCGGCAUCGCGAAGUUCAAGUUCCAGACGGGCAAGACGCACCGUUUGCGCCUGGUCAACACGGGUGCCGACGGCGUGCAGCGCUUCUCGAUCGACGGCCACAUGCUGACCGUCAUCGCCGAGGACUUUGUCGCCGUGAAGCCGUACAACACCUCGGUGGUCACGCUCGGGGUCGGCCAGCGCGCCGACGUUCUCGUCACGGCCAGCGCUGGCAAGCCCAAGUCCGCUUUCUGGAUGCGAUCCAACCUCACCUCGUGCACCGCAACGAAGCAGCCCUAUGCCGUGGCGGCCGUGUACUACGACCAGGCAGACACUUCGGCGACGCCGUCCAGCAAAGCCUGGAAUGUGCCGGAUCCCGGCACCUGCACCAACGACGACCUCGCCGUCGCGGAACCGCUGUAUCCCAUUGCGCUGCCCGACGCUACCUUCACGCACACCAUGGACAUCGAGCUGUUCAAGAACGCUUCGGACGUGACGCUGUGGAAGUUCAACGGCGUGUCCAUGAGAACGGACUACAACAGCCCCGUACUCCCGCUCGCGGCGCAGGGCAACUUCAGCUACCCGCGCGAGUGGAACGUGGUGAACUAUCACGAGAACACGUCGAUCCGCCUGAUCAUCAACAACAAGUCCCCUAAUGCACACCCUAUGCAUCUCCACGGCCACAACUUCUACGUCCUUCACGAAGGCCCGGGUGCGUGGGACGGCACCAUCGUUCGGCCAUCCAACCCGCACCGCCGGGACGUCGCCCUGGUGCGUGGCAACGGUCAUCUCGUGAUCCAAUUUGAUGGAAGCCCAGGUGUCUGGGCCUUCCACUGCCACGUCGCAUGGCAUGCCUCGGGCGGCUUCUUCGCAUCACUGAUCGUGCAGCGGGACAAGGUGAGGCAGAUGAAGCUUCCGGCGGACGUGGAGCAGAACUGUCAGGCCUGGGCCCAGUGGUCGAAGCACAAUGUUGUCGAUCAGAUUGACAGCGGCGCUUAAAAGGCCCGUUUUGGUGGCCCGCGUUGCUGCGCUGAUGUGAGAGAGAGCGUGAGAGAGAGAGAGAGAGCACUGGGUUUGGAUGGAAAUGUCUUUCAUUGUAUGUUCUCCGAAGGAAAUUGUUCAAGAGGGCUGUUCAGCUUUUGUUUCAUAUGUUGCGUUGUCGUAGAUUGUAGGUGGAUGAAUGUAUUGAAUAUGGUGGAACGGGGAAGAAAAUUGUAUGUGCAUACAAAGAA
Molecule: messenger RNA, 2222 nt
Organism: Chaetomium strumarium
Lineage: Eukaryota; Fungi; Ascomycota; Sordariomycetes; Sordariales; Chaetomiaceae
Product: multicopper like protein
Exons: 5
Coding region: 205-1989 (594 amino acids)
Molecular function (GO): oxidoreductase activity; copper ion binding
Source: RefSeq, a predicted model, not a curated record